AAUGUAUUGACAGAUAUAGCAAAGUUUCAUAGAUAUAGCGAACAAAGUUCAUGACAAGAGAAAAGCACGCGGUAGAGAAAGCAAAUCAAAUAAACGCAAUAAGUAGAAAAGGGGACUGAGAAGAGAAGAAACGGUCAGACUACGAAGUGAGGCGGAAUUGGAGUGAGAGAGUGACAGAGGGUAAAUGACACCAUUAUUUUAAGGUCACCUCGAUUUCUACAAGACUGACAGAUUAUGCCAUUCCGACUACUGUAACAGUGGCCUUCCCGUGCCAUAUACUUGUCAGCUUUUAUCCAGAAAUUCUAUCACCUCCACGGUAAAAGGUGAAGAGAGGAGAGAUCCCACCAUACGACCUACCCGAAAACUUUCUUCUACCCGGCCUUCACCUUGUUCUUCGUGUGGCUGGUGGGGAUUAGCGGUUGCACGGAGCCGUUCUACACCGGCAGUCUGUGUUCCACUUCGGCGUCAGUCAUGAAGCCGGUCCGGCUGUUUUUUAACGUUUUCUCUUUGUUCUUUCUCCUCGGACCCGGAGCGUCUCAGUCCGACAUGCCCUCUUUUAAACCGUACACGGGGGCUAGAGUGUCUAACAAUUCCAAUUUGAUUGUAUUUCACUGCGAGCAGACGAUCGCCGUCGUCGAACUGAAAAUGAAGAGGUUUAUUGAGAACUGCGAAUUCAUCGAAGUCGUAGAUGUUAGACAAAAACGUCAGGAAUUAAACAAGCUAAGGUCUUUGAUUGGGAAACCAAUAACGCUGAAAUUCCCUCAAAUGAUGGACUUGAUGUCAAGAUGUUCUAAAAUCCCAGAUGUAAAGCCACAAAGGAUAAACAAUAUGCAAUCCGAUCAGCCAGUAUCGCAGAACAGAAAUCAACAAUCGCUCCAACUCAUAUUGCCCGGGACGAAAUGGUGUGGUACGGGUGACAUAGCUGCAAACUAUUUUGACCUCGGUACUCAAUCCGAAAUCGACAAGUGCUGCAGACUACACGAUAUAUGCCCAGUGAAGGUUCAUGGCUACUCUUUCAGAUAUGGAGUCAACAAUACAUCGCCAAUUACCAAAUCCCACUGCAAAUGCGACCAAGAGUUGAAGCGUUGCCUGAAAAAAGAAAAUCAACCUAUAGCAAAUUUAAUGGGCCAGAUUUACUUCAACGUAAUCAAAAUACAAUGCGUUUCUGGCACUGUACCAAACCUGCAAGUGUUAGAUCAAGGAAAAUACUGAUUGUAAGGCACAAAAUCAUUCAUCAUCUUCAACAAGAUCAUAUCCUUGGGGCUGCGGAAUGAAACGUAUAUACAUUCAGCCACUGCAAGUCCCUUGCCCUCGUUAUCAACUUUUGCUGUACAUCAGGAGAAUCAUGUCUCAACAUGGUGCCCAAUACCCAGAACAGUUCUUUGCAGAGGUGUUUGUAACUCGAGUUCAUAAAAAUUCUCAUCGUCUUUAACAUUAUCUCCCAAUUGUCGAGUAUAACAUUAGCGGUAUAUCCGUUAGCAUCUAUGCUUAAAUUGCCUAAAGUUCUGACUUGUGCAGUCACAGACAUUAUAUUCUUAGAACACAAUGAUUCCAGUUUGUCCAAAUUGUAGAUUAUCGUUCCAGGGAUCUCUUUCUCGAGGAGUUUCGGUAUAAUAUACUUUACUGAAGAUAAAUGAUAUAAAAGCCAUUGGACGUGGACUGAUGACACAAAAUAUGGAUGCACUGAAUUUACUACUGCUAGAACCUCAUCAUCCCUGCAAACAAAACAAAGAAUUAUCCUUAAUGUUAAUUCUGAAGAUUAAUUAGUGUAAAUAUGUUGUACAAUUUUUUAUAACAAUUAGAUUUUACAAUUUAGCCUA
Molecule: messenger RNA, 1820 nt
Organism: Cimex lectularius (bed bug)
Lineage: Eukaryota; Metazoa; Arthropoda; Insecta; Hemiptera; Cimicidae
Exons: 4
Coding region: 472-1212 (246 amino acids)
Biological process (GO): phospholipid metabolic process; arachidonate secretion
Source: RefSeq, a predicted model, not a curated record